Molecule: messenger RNA, 2125 nt
Organism: Xenopus laevis (African clawed frog)
Lineage: Eukaryota; Metazoa; Chordata; Amphibia; Anura; Pipidae
Gene: znf513.L
Product: zinc finger protein 513
Exons: 4
Coding region: 198-1847 (549 amino acids)
Source: RefSeq, a predicted model, not a curated record
CCGGUUUGGAGGCGAUGCCCGGCCCAUUCCAGCUGACAGGUCACAUGGUGCAGAGACGGUCACGUGGCGCAGUGAUGUCACCAGAGCCAGCAGCCUCUCCAUAUGCGGCAAGAGGAACUUGUUAGUCCCGGGGUCCUUCACACCGGAAGUACCGAGGCACAGACCGGAAGUACCGGUGUAAGGGGGAGGUGGUAGUCAUGCCGAGGAGGAAGCAGUCCCACCCCCAGCCUGUCAAAUGGGGGAGCGAGGACCCAUUAGAUCCAACCCCAAGCAGCCUGGUUCUACAGAGCGAUCUCCUUCUGGGCCAUGAGCUGGAGUUCUCCGACAGCAGCGACCGGCUCCUCUCCUUCUCCAAGGACUCAGAGGAUUCAGUGGUGUGUAAAAUGGAGAUCCCCUGCUACUCCCUGAGUGAGGACGAGUAUUCGGGGUACCGCCCCCUGAGUGCUGACAGUGACCCUGAUGAUGUGGGGAUGGGAGACCUUCCUUAUCCAUGUGGGACCACCUUAGGGGACUCCGCCCGCUGCCUGGGCUGCUUGCCUUGCCUUACGUCUUCCUCCUCGGCGGGGGGCUCCCCUCCUCCCAGCAGUGCUCCCGCCCCCUCCACAGACUCCUCCUCUCCCCAUGGGCAAAAGGAACGAAUUCUCUUCCCCUGCCAACUGUGCCCCUUCUCCACCCACUAUUCCAGUCACCUUAAGCGCCACAUGAAGACUCAUAAUGGUGAGAAGCCCUUCCGCUGCCCCGACUGCCUCUAUGCCUCUGCCCAACUGGUCAACCUCAAGCGCCACCUGCGCACCCACACGGGCGAGAAACCCUUCCGCUGCGACCACUGCGGCUUCUCCUGUAGCAGCCCCGGCAACCUGAAGAGGCACCAGCGAGUCCACACCCAGGAGAAGCCCUACUCCUGUAACCUGUGCCCGUAUCGCUGCAACCAGAGCCGCAAUCUCAAGCGCCACCUUCUGGGGCACCGACGGAGAGGCCAAGAGAGACAGCGUCGUGGGGGGGCUCCCCAGGGAGAUGAGGAAGGAGCAGAGGAAGAAGAUGAAGAAGAGAAAGAGGUUAAACAGAGACACACAGAAGAUGCCCCAGCUGCUGCUCUUUCUCUGAUAUCUGCAGACCUUUCUGAUGCCCUCCUGCCCACCUGUGCCCGCCUGAGCCACGCCUCCUCUCCUCCAGUGCCCUCCACUGCCCCGGGGGAAGGCCUCCCUGAGUUGCUCUUCCCAUUUACCUGCCAGGCUUGUGGGUUGGUACUAGACGAGGGCUGCCACCAGGAUGGGGAUAAUGAGGAGGAAGAUGGGGCAGCAGAAGGGCAGUUUUGCUCUCGUUGCAGCAGUUGCCCAGUUGGGGAGCCCGGGAGCCCCGGCAAAGGAUUUUCUUGUAUUAUCUGUUCCUUUGUCACUCAUUAUCCCAACCAUCUGUCCCGGCACAUGAAGACUCACAGUGGGGAGAAGCCGUAUAAAUGCCAACUUUGCCCCUAUGCCUCUGCCCACUAUGACAACCUGAAGCGGCACCAGCGGGUUCACACGGGCGAGAAGCCCUACAAGUGCCAGCUGUGUGACUACUCCUGUGGCAACCUGGCAAACUUGAAGCGGCACGGGCGCAUCCACUCGGGGGACAAACCUUUCCGCUGCGGCCUGUGUAGUUAUAGCUGUAACCAGAGUAUGAACCUCAAGCGCCACAUGCUGCGCCACACGGGUGAGAAGCCUUUCCGCUGUGCCCAGUGCCACUAUACCACCGGCCACUGGGACAACUACAAGCGCCACCAAAAGACUCAUGGACACGCUGUGGAGGGCUGGAUCCACCCGAGGAGCUGCAACAAAGUGCAACGUUACUCCAACAGUAUAGACUAGUUCCAGGGAGAGAGGGGUGUCAUUGCCAGAGCUGUCUCCCCACACUGUCUCCAGUCUGGCUCAGAUUAGCUGGAAUAACAGAACAUAGAGAACAGAAUUGGCACCCCCUGGCGCUCUCACACCCAUGUCUCACAUACAACUGAUCCUUUAUCCUUGAAAUUCUGUCCCUUUGGGCUAUGAAAUCAAAUGCCAUGUUAACUGCCCAUCAUCUCUCCCACCAUCUCUCCCACCAUCUCUUCCACUAUCUCUUCCACUAUCUCUCCCAUCAUCUCUCCCAC